Molecule: messenger RNA, 2157 nt
Organism: Bathycoccus prasinos
Lineage: Eukaryota; Viridiplantae; Chlorophyta; Mamiellophyceae; Mamiellales; Bathycoccaceae
Exons: 1
Coding region: 1-2157 (718 amino acids)
Biological process (GO): protein N-linked glycosylation
Cellular component (GO): Golgi membrane
Molecular function (GO): glycosyltransferase activity
Source: RefSeq, a predicted model, not a curated record
AUGAGUGUUGGUUUUACGCACGCGACGAAUAAGGUGAGCGGUGGCGACGCGGGAAUGAGCGGGAAUACGAAUGGCCCCGGCGGAAACGAGUCUGCGACGAAUACGAACGCGAAUAUGAUGACGAUGAUGAGUACUCCGUCGAAGCCGCAGCAUCCGCAUUCGCCUCGAGCGAACGACCUGCAACAGAGAAGACUCCGACGGAAAUUACGCGCGCGUCUGUUUUUGAAAGUGUUUCUCGUUGUAGCGUUCUUACACUUCUUCGGUCGAACGGCGUACCAUUUUCUGUACUUUGUGAAGAUUGGAUACUUGCGAUACAUCAAGUUCCCGUUGAGAGACCAGAGGCCGAUACCGUGCGGGAACGAUACGCCACCACCGACGGAACAGUUGGCGGAUUUGUUCGAGAGGAGGAAGGCGUACGAGGAAAGUAGGAAGAGUUUAGGCGUGAAGAUGAAAGACGCGGUGGUUUUUGGGAAUAAGGCGAGCGGGUCGCCGAAACACUUACAACAACAACACGCGCAGAUCAAGAAGAGGCACGUGAAGAAAAAUAGCAGAGGUAGUGGUAGUAGGAACGCGUACGCGAAGACGAGUGGACGCAGAAGAUUGUUCGAAACAGAGGAGGUGUACGGCAAGAGAGAAGACGAAGUGGAAGAAGCAGAAGCAGAAGAGGAAGAAAUUGCCCACGAUGAUAGUAAACGAACGGGAUUUGGAGUAGAAAGAUUUGAAGCAGAGCGCGACUCGAAAGAGGAAUCCGGAGUGUCGGAAGACGCGUACUUAGAGCUCGGUGAAGAUAACUAUCCGUCCGAAGUGCUCUCAAAAGAGCAAGGAGAAGAUGAUGAAGAUGAUGACGAAGAAAGGGUUGGAAGAAAAAGCGACGCGCCGCGCCGAGCGGGAUCGAAUUUCGCAUCUCGCUUCUUCGGCGGUUUAGGACAGCGAUCAUCAUCACCGGCACCACUCGACGGUGAUAGCAUCAGUCGAGAAGUCAUCGAAGUGGCUUCAAAACGUGCCACCCAGCGAAUCAUCGAAGACCCGGGAUCAGAACCUCCAGCUCCACUCGUUAGCAACGGGGAAGAAGGUGAUUUUCAUUUGCUAGAAGACGAGGAAGAAUCAGAAGGAGAAGAAGUAGUCGAACAACAAGACAGUGAAGAAGAAUCUGUGGACGAAUCAGCAAUCUCGGAGGAGGAAGACGCGGGAGAGGAAAGAAAGUUUGCGAGCACAUCCUACGCGAGUGCAGACGCAAGUGCACGCGAUGACACCGACGAAGACUUCUCGUAUGACGACCCCAAAUCGCAACUCGAAGCGGCCGAACGUAAAGCGAACCUUUUGGAAGAGGUUGCCCUCGAAGCAAAAAAACGAGUCGACGAGGUGAAGGAAAAGACCAAACGCCGUGGCGCCGGAUUUGCCAUACUGUGCAUCUGCGACGCGCACACGGCUGAUAUUUGCGCAGCUUCCGUUGCGAAUAAACGAGCGUAUGCGAAAAUACACGAGUAUGAUUUGAUUUUUGUCACGGAAACUUUAGAUACGACUCGACCGAUGGCGUGGAGUAAAAUCUUAGCCGUACAAAGGUACCUGCCGCGAUACAAAUGGCUGUUAUUUUUGGACAUCGACACGCUCAUUAUGAACCCGGACAUACGCUUAGAAGAUAUCGCGGACGAUAAUUACGACCAAGUUAUCGGUGCCGAUCACAAUGGCAUAAACUCGGGCGUCUGGUUUGUCAAGAACACGCGAUGGAUGCGAUGGUUCCUCACCGAGUUGUGGGCGCAAGAAGAUUUAGUCCGAGGAAAUUACGUCUUCCAUUACGAACAACGCGCUUUCCAUCAUUUGUUCCAAACUGAAGUCUGGUCAAAUAAUGUUGGCACGAGUAAAAAACCAUACGAGGGCGCCGAGGACGUUCGCAAACGCUCGAAAGUUGUCAACCAGUGCGUCUUCAACAGUUUAUUGCCGUGGUACGUCAAUGGCGAUUUUGUCGUGCAUUUUGCCGGCAUGAAAGGUGUCGCGCAGUGCUAUUUAUUCUGGCAAUAUUACGAGAAGGCGAAAAAUGAUUUACCACCGGUAGGACCACACGAAAUCGUCGGCGCGCGAUUGACGGAAGAAAUGUUAGAAGGCGGCCCGAGAUAUGAGUUCAAAAGGUGCUUAUCGUUUCCCACGUUGUUUUGGUAA